AGGUCUGACGUCAGAAUCUUGCUACAAAGAUAAGCCGUGAGGUUUAACAAGAAGUGCAAUGCUCGUGCUCAUAAAACGAGUGAUCAAGCUCCAGUGGUCUCCUCACACCGCUGAAAAGGACAGACAAGACCGUUCUGCAAGUUACACCUUAUACACCUCCCCUAUGUUCUGCAGAAAGUCGGGAGCACUCCAUGGGGCAGUGCAGAAACUAUGAAGGGAGUGACUGAGACCAUACGGCGUUGCGCGUAUGCAGGACAGUCCGAAAUAACUCGCCAGCUGUAGGUAAGCCUACGGUCGUAUAGACGUAGGAACAGAAAAUGGGGAUGGAUCUGCUCGUGACACUUCAGAUAAUACCUGGAUUCUUUUCAAACUGUCUGUUCCUUGCCCUGUACGACUCCAUGGUACUCGUGAAGCACAUUGUGUCGUCUCUCAGCUGCUCCAGGUCUGCCUGCUCUGGAGAGUGGCACCGUAUGUUAACUUCAGCUGGGCUCCGCUCCAUCUGGAAUAGCUUCCUUCUAGACGCCUAUAAGCAGGUGAAACUUGGCUGUGAAGCACCCAACUCCAAAGUGGUGAAAGUGCCCGAUGGCCCUCAAUGGAGCAGCAAUGUCAGCAAUAUGACUAAUGUGCCAUCUGGUGCCAGAGUCCAAAAUGGUGAUGAAUGCCACCUCCUGGAUUUUGAGUCAUCAGAUCGUCCUCUGGUGGUCAAUUUCGGCUCCGCCACCUGACCCCCCUUCAUCAGCCACCUGCCAGCUUUCCGGCAGCUGGUGGAAGACUUCAGUGAUGUAGCUGAUUUUCUGUUAGUGUACAUUGAUGAGGCUCACCCAUCUGAUGGCUGGGUGGCCCCUCCUAUGGGCGCUUGCUCUUUCAAUGUCAGGAAGCACCAGAGCCUGGAGGAGAGGCUGGGAGUGGCACGCAAGCUCAUUGAUCACUUUUCCCUUCCACCACAGUGUCAGCUGGUGGCUGACUGCAUGGACAACAAUGCUAAUGUGGCUUAUGGUGUGUCCAAUGAACGGGUGUGUAUAGUACAACAGAAAAAGAUCACCUACCUGGGUGGUAAGGGGCCUUUUUUUUACAAUUUGAAGGAUGUGCGGCAGUGGCUGGAACAAAGUUAUGGUAAACGAUAUAAGUAAUCAAAAGCAGGACAUGGGCCUUUUCUCAUCUGGGAAAGAAGAGAACAUUCAGUUUUGUAUAAGCAUAAAAGGCAAAAUCAAAAGAGGUGUUAUAUGGUGAUAUCUGCCAAAAAGCUGUGAUGAAUUAAGCUCCAGAGUUGUGGAGUGACUUCUUUUAGUUUUGAAAUCAGGCCAACUUUUCUCACACCAAUCCAUUACAGCUGACAUGAACAUGUGUAAGGACCUGUGCCGAUGAGCCACUGAUUGGAUCUGCUGGUUGGAGAAAACAUACAAAGUUGACAGUGUAUGUGCUUCACUACAUGAUUCCCACUGAAAUUAAAAACCAAAUAACUUGAA
Molecule: messenger RNA, 1466 nt
Organism: Thunnus maccoyii (southern bluefin tuna)
Lineage: Eukaryota; Metazoa; Chordata; Actinopteri; Scombriformes; Scombridae
Gene: dio2
Product: iodothyronine deiodinase 2
Exons: 2
Molecular function (GO): thyroxine 5'-deiodinase activity
Source: RefSeq, a predicted model, not a curated record